Messenger RNA from Rhododendron vialii, 1308 nucleotides. RefSeq lists its product as uncharacterized. The transcript is spliced from 3 exons. NCBI's taxonomy places the organism in Eukaryota, Viridiplantae, Streptophyta, Magnoliopsida, Ericales, Ericaceae. Bases 166 to 429 code for a protein of 87 amino acids. The record is from RefSeq and is a predicted model, not a curated record.
UAGGGUGCGAUCGAAACCUUCCUACAUACGUAUAAUAUAUGAAUCGAUAGCGUAGUUUACUGGUUCUCUCUCUCUCUCUCUCUCUCUAAACUCUUGCUUAUUACUCGCGAGCAGGCCACAUCACUGAUCAGAAGAUUUUUGGGUUUCCCUCUAAAAUUGUAAGGUAUGGAUCCAUUUGGUAGUAAGACCCUGAAUCAGCCUAAAGCAAGUCUCACUAGCCCUCAGGCUAAAGACGGAGGGAAGAAAAGUGUAGAUAAGAAGGCAGCAGUGGAUGAAGAAAUGAAGAGAAUGAAUAAACUUCCUGCAAAUAGUGUGUAUGCUACUCAUCGGUUGAGGGUUCUCAAUAAAGUCCUCCAACUUUUGUCCAUUCAGAGAUCCACAUCGCAGGAGGAGGAAUUGGAGUUGCUUUUUGCAAGUCUUUCUAUAUGAAAACGAAAUCCAGAUUGUCCAAGCAGUGGUCAGUUUGGUAUCAAGUAUUACUCCCUCUUUCAAUAUUCUGAUGGUAUUAUACUCCAAAUCCAAUCAUUCUUCAGUGUGUGCAUUUUUGCAUUUACAUAAUAGAGUUUGUUAUGUUGUCCCAUCUUUGGUUACUAUAGUCAUAUUUAAUUACAGGGCAUUCGGUUCCAACUCUGUCUGAGAUAUUUUACUGAAUCUUGUUUGCAAUGUUCUAAUCAGUGAAUGCAAUUACUUAUUUUUGUAACUACGUUAAAGUCAACCCAUGUGAACAGGAGUGUGAUGCCAUCUUUUGUUGUCUCACUGGUUAUCUAGCUGUUUCUCUGCCCUUGCUAUCUCAACGGCGUUAGUUUUCAUUUUGCCUUGUCAUCUAUAUCGCCUACUGUAUAGCUCCUUUGUGGAGUAGGUGCCAAAGUAUCUUUGACACUGACGAGUUUCUUCCUCCAUUUAAGACUCAAAAGGUGUGUUGAUGCAUGAGCACAUUUGGAUUUGUCAUGUACUAGAGGGCCGACACUCAUUGUCUGUGCAGAUCUUACGCGUCUGGUUUGUUCUCCUUCUGCACUUGCCACUUUAUAUCGAAACUCAGAAAGAUGCCGACUGGCCUAGUUAUUUCCUCAACAACCGAACUUUUACCGUGGCAAAACUUCUGUGACCAGAAAAUAUUUAACCGAAUAGAACUGCUAAAAAUUUAAUUAGUAGGCAAGUUCAAGCAACACAGUUGUGAUGUACGAGUUAUUUUAUUUUCCGCUAUGAACUAUGCGGUUCUGCUAAAACUCAGCUCACCAAAUUUGCUGAAAACUCUUAACCCUGUAUAUUCUUACAAUGUUGCUCUUGCAAAAUUAUGUGAUUCUUAUA